UUUUGGCCUUUCAUUAAAAGAGAAGAUUUAUAAUAAAGAGGAACUUAAAUCAAGGGUAUUGCUUAGGCAGCUCCUCUACUCAGUGAAACCAGAAUCCGAAGUGAUUGGGUUAUUCCAGUGAUUGGGUUAUUCCAGGGUUCUUCCGCUUUUUAAAAUCAGUUUCGGCACAUCUUUGGUAAAAGUCAAGAAUUCAGACGAAAAUGGCAAUUUAUCAAAAUUAUGAAAAAAGGCUUUGUCACCAAAAUCCCUUUGAUUUAACUUCUAAAACACUUCAAUUCCAAUUUUCGCCUUUUUCUUAUUCAAAUUUCAACAAAAAAAUUUUUUUAUUUAAAAUUUUUAAGGGUGUUGAAACAAUUGCAUUAGAAUCAAUGUUAGGCCUUCUACAAGAUAUUUUAGCUCAAUGCCAACCAAAUCCACAGAAUGUUUUACUCCAAUUAGGCCUUCAAUUCCAAUUACAACAAUGCUGGCUCUCUGCCUGCAAGACUGAAAAUGAAUUUUUGCUUGCAUCAGCUUCUAUAUUGAGGGAUAAAUUGAGACCGAUAUGUGAACCUAUUGUUAGAAAUCAUUAUCCAAAAUUGAUCGAAAAAGGUGAUUUUUUGAGUGAAAUUAUAUUAAAAUUUCGGAGUUUUUGCUAA
Meloidogyne enterolobii is the source of this 635-nucleotide messenger RNA. Lineage: Eukaryota; Metazoa; Nematoda; Chromadorea; Rhabditida; Meloidogynidae. The record is from the annotation of a GenBank genome assembly.